Molecule: messenger RNA, 255 nt
Organism: Protopolystoma xenopodis
Lineage: Eukaryota; Metazoa; Platyhelminthes; Monogenea; Polystomatidea; Polystomatidae
Source: the annotation of a GenBank genome assembly
AUGACUUCUCUUCCUUAUUUCAUUUUCUGCCUAGGCGCUGCCGUUUAUCGUGACCACCUGUACACAAUCGGUGGCUGGCGUGGCGUAAUGCGGGACAACACGAUGGAAGUCUACUGUCCAAUAACGGACACUUGGUCUUUGUGCCCGAUCCGAUUAAACCAACAUCGUAGCAACUAUGGCCUCGUCGUCGUUUCUAGAGCGCGUAUCUGGCCCAGGUCAUGGCAUCAGCACUCCAGUUCCAAGCCGGAUACUUAG